Messenger RNA from Exaiptasia diaphana, 1873 nucleotides. RefSeq lists its product as uncharacterized. The transcript has a single exon. The coding region runs from base 1073 to 1873 and encodes 266 amino acids. The record is from RefSeq and is a predicted model, not a curated record. NCBI's taxonomy places the organism in Eukaryota, Metazoa, Cnidaria, Anthozoa, Actiniaria, Aiptasiidae.
UUACGACUUGUCCCACAUAGAUACUGAUUUUGGUAUAAAACUUGCUUUAAAACGUUCAGUUCUACAUUUGAAAAGGUUAAAUUUACGAGGAUUCCUUAAUGUGUAGUUAUGCUGUUUAAGUUCAGGCAGAAGUUCUUUCAGUUUGUUGUCUUUUUGGGUAUGUAUAUUAUUGUAGAAUUUAUGGCAGUGUUCUUGUCUUCUUUUGUUAAGCAUUUGGAGGCCCAUUAUAUCGAGUCCAUCUUUGUAUGAAAGUUGUGGACAAGCAAUCUUGAGUGCACGUCGCUGCACUUGUUUGACUUGGUCGUUAAGAAAUUGCGGAAGAGAAAAAUGCCAUACUUGGCAGGCGUACUCGAGGACUGGUCUGAUAAAACAGGUGUAGACAGUGAUAAUGUCCUUUGGUGGGGCACCAGAACGUUUAAGAACCCUCAAAGCAUAUAAACGUUUGCUAGCUUUUGCACAGAUAUUGUCAAUGUGAGCGUUCCAGGUUAAAUCAGACGAGAUUGUUAUGCCAAGAAGUUUAAAACUUUGAACGACAUCAAUUUCAGAUCCAGCCGAGAAUAGAUUGUCCAGCUCUGCAGGUUUCUUAAGAAAGGAAAAACGUAGUUCUUUAGUCUUCUUUACAUUCAAGCACAUGUUGUACUCAGUCCAUUUAGUAAUGUGGUCGAUAGAUGUUUGAAGGAAUGAGGCUGGAGCUGAUCGUGGAAUAACCUCAUAGAUAGUAUAAUCGUCAACGUACUGGUUACGGGGGACAAUUCCAAUCGUAAUUGGCUGUAAGAAAUUGCUUCAAUGUGAUUCAAAGUAAAAAAAGGUAGAUUUUCGUUAGGGGGAGAUCGAAUACGUUUUUGCAUAUAACAGAGAUGGCCUUUUUCUACUAUUUGCUUGCACACACCAUAGUAAUACUCACUGCAUUUAUGAUCUCUCCUAUGAACGGAAUCCACAAUAGGGACUUUAAGAUGUGGCGACUACGCUUGACGGGUACGGUURGCGGCGCUCUAUUAAAAACUGGGCCGAGUACAGUCUGUCUGGCGCGUUUAUAGUUUAUAGUUUAUAGUUGUUUGAAAUUGUUAUCAAAAUGUCAUUUGCAGAAAUUCAAGACCCUAUUAUUCUUGCUUUUUCGACUGGCCUAAUCAGCGAAGAAGAAUUUUUAAUUCUUUAUGAGGAGUAUACAGCUAGAAACCCACGUUAUCCUUACUGGAACUACUAUCCAUUUUGCCUAGACGAUCUCAAUUCUGCCGAAUGCGAAAGCCAUUUCAGGUUAAAGAAAGACGACAUUUCAUUUGUAGCUGACCACUUACAACUUCCACCACGGUUUGUAUGCCCUCAGGGAACUGUGUGUGAUCGCUUAGAAGGUCUAUGCUKGCUGCUGAAAACUGUACCAGAGCUGUGCAUGAUAACCAACACUAUAGAAGAAUGGAUUUAUCACUCUCACGGCUUUCGGUUAUCGUCUUGGAACCAGCCAUUUCUUUCAAGUGUUUGUCUUCAAGGGUAUGCAGCUGCUAUAGCAAGAAAGGGCUCGCCUCUUCAAAACUGUUUUGGGUUUAUAGAUGGAACUGUUCGCCCUAUCUGUAGGCCUGGUGAAAACCAAAACGUUGUUUAUAAUGGUCACAAAAGAGUGCAUGCUCUUAAAUUUCAAGCAGUCGCGAUUCCAAAUGGUUUGUUAGCAAACCUUUAUGGGCCUAUAGAGGGUUGUCGACAUGACGCUGGCAUGCUUAGAGAAUCAGGACUUCUUGAUAUACUACAAAGAGUGGCUUUAGACCAAGCUGGAAAUGCUCUAUGCCUAUAUGGAGAUCCUGCAUACCCCCUUAGACCUCAACUUAUGUGCCCCUUUCGUCCUGGAGAUGUUCCUGUCGUAACACCAGACAUGNUUGUAUGA